This is a messenger RNA of Cajanus cajan (pigeon pea), 1088 nucleotides long. RefSeq lists its product as uncharacterized. The record is from RefSeq and is a predicted model, not a curated record. Lineage: Eukaryota; Viridiplantae; Streptophyta; Magnoliopsida; Fabales; Fabaceae.
GUUGAAGUGCUAUUGCAUUGCACUGAAUUGGAUUGGGUUGCAGCUAAGGAUGGCGAUUUUGCCUUCUCUUGCACUUCCUUCAACACCCAUGUUUCGGGUAAAGCUGUUUCAAUGCCAACCCUAUCAAUUCCAUAGAUACUCAGAAUUAUAUCUUCCACGUCUAACAUAUUAUACUCGAACCAGAUCUGUUAAAGUAUCCAUGGCAGACCAUAAUGAGCCAAAUGAUGUUAAGAUGCAGAUCGGGAUCAUGGGGGAGAAACUCAAAGAAGCAAUGCCAGUUUCAGUUCAAGAAUUUCCUUGGAAGAAAGCUGAGCAUAUACUUGUAGACAGACUAUUUAAUCUUAUACAAGAGGCAGUAAAAUGGUCUCUUAUUUUAUUUUUCAUCUUUAGCUCUGUAUCAGACGUUGUAUAUACAUUCUCCAUCAACCGUGAACUGAUAAUUCCCGUUGCCCUCUUUGUUGGCUGUCUUGUGGCUGAUUUCUUGAAGGAGAUAUCACAAGAAUUGUUUCAUAGAUCUGAGGAGAAGGAUUUGAAAUGGCAUUUUCUGGGCAUGUACUGCAUUUUUGUGUUUGUUAAGUUCAUGUCCACAUGGUUUGCAACGCUACCUCGCGUGUUUCUUUUGCACGUUGCAAAUGGUGGGCUGAUGCAGAUUUUGUGGCUCUGGAGAAAUUUUGUGGAAGAUGCAAAGAACAAACAAGAAACAAGUAGCGCAUCCAGUUUGAGGGCUUCAUGAUGAUAGAUUGAUGGAUAAGUUCAGUUUCCUGGCUCAUCUUUAUGACCAGAUUGGGUUGUAGUUUUCUGCAAAUAUGUGGUCAACAUGAUCUGGUAAUCUUUCUGCCACCCUUCAUGAAUAUCAUUCAGCAGCAACUAACCACUCCCAAUGAUAUUGCACAUGUUAAUUAAAAGUGGUCAUUUUUUAUGCUUAUUUGAGUGGAUGCAACAUGGGAGGAGCAAGUUAUAAGCUUCAUGUAACAAAUAGAUGAACAGAAACUUAUUUUGCUAUGUUUAUGGGCAUUGCCAUUUAAUUAUCAAGAAAGAUAAUGCAUUUUGUUUCGAGGAAUGCUAACUAUAGUCUUUUUAACACUUUA